AUGAAGGGAGCUCGCCGUGUCUGGCUGCACCGUGGCUCCCCAGAGCUCGUCGCACCCGGUCACCGCCUUCGCUUCGCUGCCUCCCCUUCCGACUCGCCGCGCCAUAACCGCCCCUCCACCUCCACGAGGGCCGAAGCCCGCCCGCAUGUUGACAUCCAGCAGGAACCCACUGCUCCCGUGCGGAUCCGCCCGCAGCCGCCGCCGUCUGACUCGUGGUGCCCGCACCGGCUUGCGCAGAAGCCCUCCAUCGCCACGUCCUGCUCCGCCCGCGCCGCAGCUGCUUACGCGCGUCCGCUCACGCGCGCCGCCCGCUCCUGCGCCCGCUCCACGCCGCCGGUCCCGAGCGCCCGCACGCCGCCCGCCAGCUUCCGCGCUUGCGCCAGCGCCCUGCUGCUUCACCCGCGCCAGCGCCGCCCGCGCGCUCCGCCGUGCGCCGCCCGCCAGCUUCCGCUCGGCUCACGCGCCUGCCAGUCCCCGCGCUGCCGCCUGGCGCUGCGCCGCGAGCUGCCCACGCACGCCGUCGCCUGCGCCGCGCUCGGAUCCACACCGGGUUGUCCUGCGCGCCACCGCUCGCCCUCGCUCCCGCGCCUGCCCCGCGCCCGCGCGCCGCAGCCGCCCGCCCCAGCUCGGCACCUCCCGAGCCGCACGCGCCCGCGCCCGCCUGGAGCCGCGCUGCCCAGCGCCUGCUCUGAUCCACGCCAACCCAAAGGGAUAAGGUAA
Messenger RNA from Panicum hallii, 720 nucleotides. Its product is annotated as proline-rich receptor-like protein kinase PERK9. Bases 1 to 720 code for a protein of 239 amino acids. NCBI's taxonomy places the organism in Eukaryota, Viridiplantae, Streptophyta, Magnoliopsida, Poales, Poaceae. The record is from RefSeq and is a predicted model, not a curated record. The transcript has 2 exons.